This is a messenger RNA of Melanotaenia boesemani (Boeseman's rainbowfish), 591 nucleotides long. RefSeq names its product somatostatin 5 (gene sst5). Gene Ontology annotation, cellular component: extracellular region. The coding region runs from base 262 to 582 and encodes 106 amino acids. Gene Ontology annotation, biological process: regulation of cell migration. The record is from RefSeq and is a predicted model, not a curated record. NCBI's taxonomy places the organism in Eukaryota, Metazoa, Chordata, Actinopteri, Atheriniformes, Melanotaeniidae. The transcript has 2 exons. Gene Ontology annotation, molecular function: hormone activity.
CAAGCCACCUCCUCACCUCACAGCCCGGGCGUCUUCUCCACCAAUCACAUCCUCUUGUUGGCUUGAAGAUGAGGAGGGUUUGAAGAUGAAGAAGCCUAUUUAUCAGCUAAGCACUUCUUACUUUGACAUUUAUAUCAUUGGGCUCCUCCAGCAUCCACAGACAAGCUGGGCUUUGCUAAAUUUGGGGACUUUUGCAACACCUGCACAUCAGGUGUUGGAAACUGAGAAUAUAAGAGUGGGACUGUGCUGUUUGCAGUGAAGAUGCUUCGGUUUCAGGUGCAGGUGCUUCUGAUGUUUUUGUGCUCAUCUGUGCUGUUGGUGCAGAUCAGCGGUGCUCCACGCAAUGACCAGCUGACAGAAGCACUACGAGCAGACCUCGCGAGUGACAAGAAUCUUAUUCGCUUGCUCUUACUGCGGUUUGUGUCUGAGCUGAUGGCGUCAAGAGAAGAGAUGCUCCAGGAGCUGGAGGACGACGACUUGGGAGGCAGGGCGAGGCUGACGAGACGACACAUUCGCUUCUCACAAAGGGAGCGCAAAGCAGGCUGCCGCAACUUCUUCUGGAAGACGUUCACCUCAUGUUAACACUGGACA